AUGACUAUCAUCUCUCUGCUCCUGCUGGCCUCUCUGCUGCCACACCUGACCUUCACUGGGAAGCAAAUACCCCACUCCAGACCUUACAUGGUGUCUGUUCAAACAAAGGAGCAUCAUAUCUGCGGUGGAUUCCUCAUCUCUGAUAGAUUUGUCAUGACUGCUGCACAUUGCCAAAACAAUUCUCCAGUUGUGACGGUUGUGCUAGGUGCACACGACCUACGAAAAAAGAGCGAGAAUUCAGUCCGAUUCACAGUGGAUUCAUACCAUCAGCAUCCAGACUUCACCAUGGAAUCCUUUCAUAAUAACAUCUUGCUUUUGAAGUUAGAAAAAAAUGUACAACUAAACGACAAUAUCAAGUGGAUAUCCAUACCAGCGAAAGAAGGCGAUAUAGAAGCAGGUUCUGUUUGCAGUAUCGCAGGCUGGGAACUUUUAGAAACUAAUGGCAAGAGAAGCGAUCACCUCAUGGAGACAAAUGUGACGGUCAUGAAUAACAAGAAAUGUGAAAGUAAAUGGGGGAAGGACGACUUUUCAACUUCACAGAUGAUGUGUGUAUAUGGCAAUGGUGGAAGCUGUGAUGGGGAUUCAGGAGGUCCUUUGGUUUGUGGAGACACUGCUCUCUUAUAA
This is a messenger RNA of Sinocyclocheilus anshuiensis, 624 nucleotides long. Its product is annotated as granzyme K-like. The record is from RefSeq and is a predicted model, not a curated record. NCBI's taxonomy places the organism in Eukaryota, Metazoa, Chordata, Actinopteri, Cypriniformes, Cyprinidae. Gene Ontology annotation, molecular function: serine-type endopeptidase activity. Gene Ontology annotation, biological process: proteolysis. The transcript is spliced from 5 exons. Bases 1 to 624 code for a protein of 207 amino acids.